GUGUACGUGGUGGGAGAUUCCGCCAAAAAUGAAACAGAACCGCAGGACAAGAGCUUCAUGUAAUGGGAAUUUACAUGAAAAUCUUGUAGAUAUUACUAAUGAGGCGCAUAUAGUGGAAAGGGCUCGUGUGAAAAGGCGGAAAACCUGUACUGGUAGUGUUUCGCAAAACAGCUCGAGCAGUGUGAAUGAAACAUGGUCAGCUAUUAAUUCGAUGGGACAGGACAUUCUGGAAGAAAUGGGAGUCGGUGAACUUACAGAAGACCCAAAUAGUGACUCCAGCCAAGCCCCUAAGUCUAAUAAGAGAAGUACUGAUAAUGCAGUGAGUGGUGGACAAAGUACAGUGCAAGAAAACAGUUCUGAAGUUCCUGCACAUAGCAAAAAAGUGUGCACCAUGGACGAAGUUAAAACUGACGAUGAUGGUGCCAUUUCCAGUGACUUCUUUCUCUAUCGAAGAGCUCGGUCUUCUGCCAUUGAAGGUGAAGAUAUGUUCAACAAACUAUCAGAUGAGAUGGUCUUAAUGGUGUUCCGUUGGCUACCAAAAAAGACACUUGCACUCACAGCACGUGUCUGUAAGAGAUGGAAAAGGAUUUCCUUAGAUGAAGCAUUAUGGACUCGUAUAGAUCUUGGAUCCCGCGUUUUACAGCCUGGAAGUAUGGAGCAUAUCAUGAAAAGAGGUGUCCUGAUUCUUCGUCUUUCACAGGCAGUUAUUCCUGACCCAGUUUUCCUAUCCAGCAGUCCACUGACAGAAGAAUGCAGACUACAAUAUUUAGACCUUAGUAUGGCUAGUGUUUCUGAAAAAGGAAUGGCCCAGCUCCUGUCAGCAUGUCACUUUCUGCGCAAACUUAGUUUAGAGAACUGUGUUUUGAAUGCUGAUUGCUGUGCAGCCAUUGGUGAGAAUUCUGGUUUGGAAGUCCUUAACAUGUCUGGCUGUGAAGGUGUGAAUGAGGGAGGAAUUACCAGUAUACUCACUGGUUGCUCCAGAUUAUCAUCACUGAAUCUGGCCUGGACUAAUCUCAGUAAAGGUGCACUAGAAAUGUUGUGUUCUAAAGUACCAAAAUCACUCCAAAGACUGAAUAUAAGUGGCUGCAAAAAAACAAUGGAGGAUAAAAAUGUUGAACAGUUAGUUAACAGGUGCCCAGAUCUUGUAGAAUUGGAUUUAAGUGAUUGUAUUAACCUGACUGAUGCUACAUUAACAGCCGUUUGUCAACUAAGUAAAAUAGAGUAUGUUGCUUGCAGUCGUUGUUAUGGUAUAACACCAGCUGGAUAUUACCAGUUAGCAUCAGUUACUUCACUGGCAUACCUGGAUAUAUUCAACCUCUUUCAAAAGCCAGCACUUGCAGCAAUACAGUUAAAACUACCAAAUGUUGAGAUAAACAAGUUCCUUUUCUCAAGUGUUGCCCGCCCUACGGUUGGUAUACGUCGCACUAGUAUAUGGGGCUUACGUGUACGUGACUAACAUGCUGCUUAUUCUUGUGAUUUUGGAUUGUAGUACUUUCAUAGAACAGUAGUUGUGAAAUAUGCUCAAGUAUUGAAUUGAAAGGUCUAUGAUCUCAGUUUCUGUGAAACAGCUUAAGAAUGUGUUCAUACAUAAUAGUUCAAAAGCAAAAGUAUUUCAUAAGGUGUCGUGAAAAUGAAGAAUUUGCAUUUUGAAGUGACAGUAUGUUUAUUUAUUGUUAUUUAAUUUAAGUUAAUAUUUGUUGUACUGCGGUUGAGGAUUGUACAUGUGCGUGGUUUGAAUUUAAGGUCCCUUCCUCCACAAGUCAUAAUAUCAGAUUAACUUACCUUUAGUGCCAGAAGCUUGUACAAAGGUUUAUUCGUAUUUACUGUUUGUACGGACAUAACAAAGUUUAAGAGAUUGUGAUUUACAUGAAGCCUGUUUGUGCAGGGGUAUUCUUUAAUUUUGCACGUUGGUGGCGAUUUUUAACCUAACAGAAUCCAAAUUAAAGUAUCUGUGAUAAAUUUAACAUUGUAUAUUUGCUGCAUACUAUCUGGAAAAAUUUUUUCCCCGAGAGUGACUUUAAUUCAAUAUUUUUGCAGCUUAUUUUUGUUAAUAUGUUGUUAAAAACAUUUUCGUAUUGGCUAUGAAAUCUGUCAUAUUUUUUAGACCUGUUUUAUCUGUAAGUGUGUGUGUGUUUUUUUAAGAAUAAGUUUACAUAAAUUUGUUGCAAACCUUCCAGAAAUAUUCUUUUCAGCUGUGUAAUAUGUUUGUAAAGUGUAAUAUUGAAGUUAACUGCAUAAUUAUCAGCUGAGUAUUUGCAACAACCCCUCAUUUUAUGCUAUUGGUUGUAACAUUUUUUUAUGUUAAAUUUCAGAUGUGUUGUACUGGUUAGUGUAAAUAGAACUGGAUCUAUGUUAUGUGACUGGGUGAUCAUUUGAUCAUAAAGUCUGUGGUAUGUUUGUAAUAAAACCAUUAUUUUGAA
Messenger RNA from Schistocerca serialis cubense, 2420 nucleotides. RefSeq names its product S-phase kinase-associated protein 2 (gene Skp2). Gene Ontology annotation, biological process: SCF-dependent proteasomal ubiquitin-dependent protein catabolic process. The record is from RefSeq and is a predicted model, not a curated record. The transcript is spliced from 9 exons. Gene Ontology annotation, molecular function: protein binding. The coding region runs from base 29 to 1456 and encodes 475 amino acids. Gene Ontology annotation, cellular component: SCF ubiquitin ligase complex. NCBI's taxonomy places the organism in Eukaryota, Metazoa, Arthropoda, Insecta, Orthoptera, Acrididae.